Messenger RNA from Pseudovirgaria hyperparasitica, 840 nucleotides. Its product is annotated as short chain dehydrogenase/reductase. NCBI's taxonomy places the organism in Eukaryota, Fungi, Ascomycota, Dothideomycetes, Acrospermales, Acrospermaceae. Gene Ontology annotation, cellular component: intracellular anatomical structure. Bases 1 to 840 code for a protein of 279 amino acids. The transcript is spliced from 2 exons. Gene Ontology annotation, molecular function: oxidoreductase activity, acting on NAD(P)H, oxygen as acceptor. The record is from RefSeq and is a predicted model, not a curated record.
AUGGCUACAAAAGUCUUCGCGCGUGCCAACACCGCGCUCAUAACAGGCGGCGCAUCGGGUGUCGGGUACGCCGUGGCCCAUUUAUGUCUCAAGCAUGGCAUGAAAGUAGCAAUUGUGGAUAACAAUGCCGCAAAUCUAGCGAAAGCUAAGACUGAACUGAAGUCUGCGGAUGUCGAGACUUAUAGUGUUGAUGUAAGCAAGCUGGAGCAAUGGACUGAGUUGAAGAGCAAGGUGGACAAGCAAUUGGGUGGCAGGAUCGAUUUGCUAAUGCUGAACGCCGGUGUGAGCGGUAAGGCCGAUUGGGGGGAUGCAGCGUAUUUCAGGACGGUCCUUGACACCAAUCUCUACGGCGUCAUCAACGGCUUGACGACCUUUGUACCCGUCAUGCAAGCACAGAGCCAAGACAAGCCCUCGGCGAUCGUCAUUACGGGUUCGAAACAAGGCAUCACGAAUCCCCCAGGGAACCCGGCGUAUAAUGCCUCCAAAGCUGCCGUGAAGACGCUCGCUGAGCACCUGUCCUACGACCUUCGAGACACGCCCACUUCUGUGCAUCUGCUGGUGCCUGGGUGGACAUACACUGGACUCACGCGCGCCGCCGGGGCAAAUGAGAAACCGGCUGGCGCGUGGUGGCCGAGCCAGGUAGCCGAAUUUCUGUAUGAGAAGAUGGCGAAAGGCAGCUUCUAUGCGAUUUGUCCAGACAAUGAUGUCGAUGAGAAGACGGACAAGAAGCGCAUGAUGUGGGCGCAGGGAGAUAUCGUGUUUGAUCGGCAGCCGUGUAGUAGGUGGAGGAGUGAGUAUAAGGAGGAGAAUGCAAAGUGGAUGAAGGAGAAUGAGUUUUAG